Messenger RNA from Microdochium trichocladiopsis, 1158 nucleotides. Its product is annotated as TfdA family taurine catabolism dioxygenase TauD. The transcript has 5 exons. The coding region runs from base 1 to 1158 and encodes 385 amino acids. Lineage: Eukaryota; Fungi; Ascomycota; Sordariomycetes; Xylariales; Microdochiaceae. Gene Ontology annotation, molecular function: oxidoreductase activity. The record is from RefSeq and is a predicted model, not a curated record.
AUGGCUUCCCUCGCCGCAGCUCCAGUCAUGGCAUCCGUGCCAGGUGUGUCCGGCCUUGGUCUUCCACAGGUUGGUCACCGACGGACCGUCGAUGAUGCUCUCGGCUGCCCCACUGGAUUCCCCGAGUUUCUCCAUCACCCCCUUGCCUGGACUGGAGACAGGCUUACCCAGGAGAAUGGAUUGAUCCAUCACCUCAGCCAUGACGACAUGGAAGAGAUCAGGCGGGCGCUCACGAGCUUCAAAGAGCAGGAGCUGGAUGGUGACCUUGUCACCAGAGAAAACUUCCCUCUUCCCAACCUCGCCGCCAGACUGGACGCAUUGAGCGAGAUUCUCCACGAUGGCAUAGGCGUUGCCGUCAUUCGUGGACUGGACCCGAAAGAGUUCUCCGUGGAAGACCUCACAAUUGUGCGUCUUGGCCUCCAGAGCUACAUUGCCGAUCAGCAAGGCCGACAGGACCACAAGGGCAACAUGCUUGUCCACAUCAUUGCUGAUAACUCUUCCGAGAUCAAGCUCGGACAUCACCGUCACUCCACCGGAGCAAUUUCUUUCCACAACGAGGAGGCUGGCGACAUCGUGAGCUGGCUCACACGCAGCACCGCAGCAUCUGGGGGCAGAUGUAUCAUCGCGUCUGCAUAUGAGAUCUACAACGUGCUUGCGACACAUCGCCCAGAUAUCCUCCGCACACUCGCAAAGUCUGAUUGGCCAUUGGCGCUACCCCGAUUUCAAUGCCGCCCACUUAUCUUUCACGAGGACUCUCGCCUGAUCAUGAACUUCGGGCGCACACCCCUCAUGGGUAAUGCCACGCAUCCUCGACCAGAGUAUUUACCCAAGCUCAACGAGCGCCAGCGGGAGGCUCUGGACGCUGUUGAAGCGAUCGCAAAGGCUGUGCAACUCGAGAUCCAAACCGGAGCAGGCGAUUUACAUUUCAUCAACAACCUCGCCAUCCUCCACAGACGCGAGGGCUUUGUCGACGGCGCCUCCCUCGAUGAAAAGCGACACCUAGUUCGUAUGAGGCUUCGCAGUACUCGCCUUGGAUGGAAGAUCCCUACUGAGCUUGAGCGAGAAUGGCGCGAAGCAUUCAACCAGGAAGCUUGCAAGACCUGGCAUCUCGAGCCUAUGCCCGGCGAGGCCUUCCCGCUUCGCAAGUAUACCAACUGA